Molecule: messenger RNA, 2226 nt
Organism: Cyphellophora europaea CBS 101466
Lineage: Eukaryota; Fungi; Ascomycota; Eurotiomycetes; Chaetothyriales; Cyphellophoraceae
Exons: 1
Coding region: 1-2226 (741 amino acids)
Biological process (GO): amino acid transmembrane transport
Molecular function (GO): amino acid transmembrane transporter activity
Source: RefSeq, a predicted model, not a curated record
AUGUCCACUCCGAGAGACAUAAGCCGUGCCGGGCGAUCUGCUUCGCCAGCUGCAGGCUCGCCGGCUAACCGACAAGCCUCUAUAGCCAGGCUAUCCUCUCCCGUUCCCUCGAGCCGCUUGGGUACGAGCCCGCAACAGGUUCCCAACUCGUCACACCAUCCGCCGAGUAAUUCGGAUUCCAAGUUACCUGCACUCGAGAGUCAGUCUUCCUUGCCUCGGCCGGGCCCCUCCGCCCUUUCGAGUGCCCUUGCUACCAGUGCCGGUCGUGGUGCUCCUGCUGUCGCCGGGACACCUCCUCGCAUCCACCAGGGUUCCAUCGGAGCAGGAGAAAGAAUACCAAGAAGCAACUAUGGCUCAUUCAGUACUCGAGAAGUGGCUGGAAGCCCAGCACCGCCAGCUGCGGAUCCAGAGGUAAUUAAGAGGCAUCUCGUAAUGCCGGAUGAGACACGAGGCCGCCAAAGUGGCUCACCUGGCGUGCUCUCACAAGGCGCCGGUCUAGGCCUCGAUUCCGAUGAGUUUUCAAGCCUCCAGCUGCAGGGAGGUGACAUGACCAGGAACGUUUACAAAUGGGCCCAGGAAGCACAGAACAGUGUUCGAGGUCAGCCUCAGAGAAGCAAAAGCUUUGCGUUGACAAGACCGGAAGCAGAAGAUGAUUCGGAGAAUAUCCACAACAUCCUGGUACCUGGAGGCUUUCGUCGUGAUUUCCUACGGAGGACAGCAGACAGUCCAGCUCCGGCCAACCGGCAGCACGUUGGUCCUUCGGAUUCUUCAGUGCCAGCAGGCAAAGCGACGAAGCCGCCGCAGCGGCUCUUCACAAACAACUUCAUCGAGUUUUUGACACUCUACGGUCAUUUUGCUGGCGAGGAGCUUGAAGAAGAUGACGAAGUUCUGGAACCUGAUGAGUACUUCUCUUCCGAUGCAUACGACGAAUACGCGGGAGAUGAUGAGCCCGGGGAGGGCAGUGCCUUGCUCGGAACACCUGGGCUUCGCAAGAGAAAGCACAAGCAGAGAACGCAAGGCGGAACAGGGAGCCCACUGAACGCAGCAUUGCUGUUACUCAAGUCGUUCGUCGGCACAGGAGUCUUGUUCCUACCCCGAGCAUUUCUCAGUGGUGGCAUGCUCUUCUCGUCCCUCAUCCUACUCGGCAUUGCGGCACUCAGCUACUUCUGUUUCAUCCUCCUGGUCGACACCCGGCUGAAGGUUGAAGCUUCGUUUGGUGACAUGGGCGGCAUUCUCUAUGGCAAGUGGAUGAGAGCGGCCAUUCUGUCUUCAAUCGUACUCAGCCAACUUGGCUUCGUAUCAGCUUACACGGUCUUCACCGCAGAAAAUCUCCAAGCAUUCGUGGAGGCUGUGUCGAAUUGCCGAACAUUCAUCGACAUCAAGUUCCUGAUCUUGAUGCAGAUUGUCAUCUUUCUUCCACUGUCAUUGAUCCGAGAUAUCUCGAAGCUUGGUUUCACGGCCCUGAUCGCUGAUGCCUUUAUUCUCUUGGGCCUGAUCUACCUCUACUACUACGACAUCUACACCAUUGCAUCACCCGGAUACAAGUUGGAUAUUCAGUUGUUCAACCCCUCGUCUUGGACCCUACUCAUCGGCACCGCCAUCUUCACCUUUGAAGGCGUGGGCCUCAUCAUUCCUAUUCAGGAAUCGAUGCGGCACCCGCAAAAGUUUCCAUUUGUCCUAUUUGUGGUCAUGAUCAUCAUCACGGUUCUCUUUACAUCAGCUGGCGCGAUCUCAUACGCAGCUUACGGUUCCAAGACCCGUACGGUGGUCCUCUUGAAUCUCCCGCAAGACGACAAGAUGGUCAACGGAGUGCAGUUUCUCUACUCUCUGGCCAUCCUCCUUUCAACACCACUUCAGCUAUUCCCGGCUAUUCGCAUUAUGGAGAACGAGCUUUUCACUCGCUCUGGGAAGUACAAUCCAUACAUCAAGUGGAAGAAGAACGUGUUCCGUUUCCUACUUGUGAUUCUUUGCGCACUCGUCGCAUGGGGUGGCGCAGGCGAUCUGGAUAAAUUUGUGUCAUUGGUUGGCAGUUUUGCAUGUGUUCCCCUGGUGUACAUCUACCCUCCCAUGUUGCAUUUGAAAGCGGUGGCGCAGACUAGAGUGCAACGAGGGUUGGACUAUGCGGUCUGUGUAUUCGGCAUUAUUGGUUGCGUGUACACUACGGUCUUGACUGUUCAGCAAUGGGCUGGUGGCAGCGUGCAUGAUCCUGGGUAUUGCGAUUCAUGA